AUGGGCGCAGACGGUGGGUCUGUAAACAAGAAUUAUAAUUUGAAGUUACAAAUUCAGAAAGAUAAAGAUGUACCAAAAGAUGAUGAUACUAAGGAAUAUAUUAAACAAUCGAGAUGGAAUUAUUGUGCUUUGAAAAGUAAUGAAUUUUUGACGUUACCUCUGGUGAGUGAUUAUCGAGGGAACCUUUAUAAUAAGACAUCUAUUCUUGAAUGGUUAUUGGAGAAAGACAAGCAGAAGGCUUAUAGUGCCCAGCAGAUCGAUAAAUUCAAACAUAUCAAGAGACUCAAUGAUAUCGUUCAAUUAAAUGGUCUUACUGAGACAGUAUCGGAUGAGAAUGAAAACCGUCGUGUCAUAAAAUGUGAUUUUGGAGAUGAUGUGUUUAUUGGAACUCUAAACCCAAACUCUAAUGCAACUAAUGCACAAAAAAACUUUGUUUAUAUCAGCCCAUGUGGUGAUGUUAUGCAGAGAAACGCAUUAGGUCUAAUGAAAAAAUCGGAAAGAAAAUGUCCUAGUUGUUUAAAUGUUUAUAAAUCCACUGAUAUAAUACCGAUAAACUCAGAAGAUCCACAGAUGUUGAAAGUCUUGGAGGACAGAAUGACAACAUUGAAGAAACAGAAUAUAUAUCAUAACGGUAAGGCUCGUAAACUGGCAGACCCCAAAAAAGGAAGUUAA
Messenger RNA from Tetrapisispora phaffii CBS 4417, 672 nucleotides. RefSeq lists its product as uncharacterized. Gene Ontology annotation, cellular component: nucleus. The transcript has a single exon. Lineage: Eukaryota; Fungi; Ascomycota; Saccharomycetes; Saccharomycetales; Saccharomycetaceae. The record is from RefSeq and is a predicted model, not a curated record. Gene Ontology annotation, biological process: mitotic DNA replication termination; site-specific DNA replication termination at RTS1 barrier. Bases 1 to 672 code for a protein of 223 amino acids.